AUGGCUGCGGUGGAUCUAGCCAAAAGCCUCCAGGAAGAGCUGUCCUGCUCCGUCUGCAUGGAGUACUUCGUCGACCCCGUGACCCUCAGCUGCGGACACAGCUUCUGCCGUCUGUGUCUCCUCGGGUGCUGGGAGGAAGCCGAGGAGUCCUUCUCCUGUCCAGAGUGCCGUGGGGCCUGUGAGCUAAAAGAUUUCCAGACCAAUCAACGUCUGGGAAAGCUGGCAGUGAUCGGCAAGCAGCUCAGACCUCACCUACUGCAGAGUCCAGCAGAGGAGGAGCUGUGUGGGAGACACCAGCAAGCUUUGAAACUGUUCUGUCAACAGGACGAAGCCCCUAUCUAUCUAGAUCAGAUCGUUUCCAAGGAGAUCAAAAGCCGUUUUAUUUUUCAGAGCAAAUGCCAGGAGCUGCUCCAUCGCCUGUGGGAAAAAAUGGGGGAGGUUCAAACGGUGCUGGCUGCGGAGAAAAAGAAUUCAGAGAUACUAAAGGAGGAGAUGCAUAAUUGGAGAUGGAAUUUCAUGUCUGAAUUUGAGAAGAUGCACCGAUUUCUGGAUGAAGAGCUGGAUCUGCAGUUGCGGAAUCUGGAGAAGGACGAGCAGGAGAAUCUGCACAAACUGAGACAGAACGAGGAGGAUCUGAUCCAGCAGAGCGGCACUCUUCGGGCACGGAUCACUGAGCUGGAGGAGACGCUCCAGAGAAGGAGCGUCGAGCUGCUGCCGGAUGUGAGAGGAACACUGAGCAGGAGUGUGUCCGUGCUGCAGCAAUGGCCAAAGGCCACCUUCUUGGAGCUGAGUUCGUGCUGGGUGACUGGGAUGAGAGAAAUGCUCUGCAAAUAUGAAGUGGACAUUACCCUGGACCCAAACACAGCUAGUCCAUAUCUCAUCGUGUCACAGGAUCGAAGAAGUGUGAGAUUCAUCGAGACCCCACAGGAUGUGCCCGACCACCAGGACCGAUUUGACAAUUGUGCCAGUGUCCUGGGCUCCCCGGUGUUCACUUCGGGACGACACUACUGGGAGGUGGAAGUGGGAGACAAGCCAGAGUGGGAGUUGGCUGUGUGUUAUGAGUCGAGAAGCAGGAAGAGCAACGCCCCAGUUUUUCCCGGGGACAUUUUCUCCCUGAUGGCCUUCCAGUCUCCAAACCGGGGUAAUCUCUGGAUUGGUUUCCCCUUGACCCAGCUCAGUGUGAAGCACUCCAUACGCCGGUUGGGAGUUUUCUUGGAUUAUGAGGCUGGAGUCAUCUCCUUCUACAAUGUGACGGAGAAAUGUCUCAUUCACAGUUUCCUUCCUGUCCACUUCUCUGGCCCACUCCGGCCCGUCUUCUCCCCACGUCUUAUGUAUGACGGGAGGAACGAAGGACCACUAACCAUCUGCCCGACACCGAGAGACAUCGUUUCUAGACUUUCCAGAUCGCAGCCCGAGGACGACCAAGAAAUGAUCAGCAUUGCGCUGACGAGUCCAGCUCCUUCCUGGACCAUCUAUUGCUCUCCAGAGGGCCGAGUUCCCUCGCGCAGCCAGGAAAUUGAAACUCAGGAGCAGCAGCCUCAGCUCGACCAUCACAGUGAUCAGGAUCACAGCCACUGGAGAAGCGGAGACGGCGCGCAGGGCCCAGCUGAGCAGCCAUCGACCGGCAACUGCACCCGGAAAAAACGGGCGGGAAAAAAGGGCCGCGGGAAAGCGAGGGCCAGCCAGAGCGUCAAGAAGCCGCUGCGGCUGUGA
Messenger RNA from Ornithorhynchus anatinus (platypus), 1713 nucleotides. Its product is annotated as probable E3 ubiquitin-protein ligase TRIML1. The coding region runs from base 1 to 1713 and encodes 570 amino acids. Gene Ontology annotation, molecular function: protein binding. The record is from RefSeq and is a predicted model, not a curated record. NCBI's taxonomy places the organism in Eukaryota, Metazoa, Chordata, Mammalia, Monotremata, Ornithorhynchidae. The transcript has 7 exons.